This is a messenger RNA of Chaetomium fimeti, 2774 nucleotides long. RefSeq lists its product as uncharacterized. The transcript is spliced from 5 exons. NCBI's taxonomy places the organism in Eukaryota, Fungi, Ascomycota, Sordariomycetes, Sordariales, Chaetomiaceae. Bases 363 to 2600 code for a protein of 745 amino acids. The record is from RefSeq and is a predicted model, not a curated record. Gene Ontology annotation, molecular function: flavin adenine dinucleotide binding; long-chain-alcohol oxidase activity.
AAAGCUUCAAUUCCAUCUCUUUUUCACAUGGAGAUUAGCAGCGGGGAAACCUGCCUCGGGUCUCCAUGUCACCCCGCAUUGCUUCUUUAUCCCUUGACAUUUGACCCCAAACAUGUCAGGGGUGAGCCAAGAGAUCGACAUCCAGAAGCGUCACGGGGAAGGCCGGGGUGCAGGUGAGGUCGCAUCCCGGUCCAUCCGCCGACGACCUGGCUAGUCCCAUACUCGGAGCCUAUUUCGACUGGAAUCCCCUGCGCGUCGGCGCGACUCAACGAAUCCACUCACAACUUGAAGCUUCUGUGUCCUCACAAGCACUCGAGGAUUACACCUUGAUCUCAAGAGGGAAAACAAGAACUCGAAGGAAAAUGGCGACCACAAUCGAGACCGCGCCGCUCUCGGCACCGGUGCAUGUUGACAUUCCCGACGCGCUGGAUAUUUUCAAUGAGGCCCAAUGGAGCGUCCUGAUGGCCCUCAUGGACACGAUCAUCCCGGCCAUCCGCAUCCAGGAGUCAGGGCAAAACACCAAAGGCCGAGACACGUCAACCAUGUAUCUCCCCAGCAGCGAGUACUCGGACGCAGCCAUCAAGCUACGAAACGCCGCUACGCCUCUCAACCCAACACCAGACACCCUCGAGGCAUACCUCGCCGAGCGGCCCUCCGAAAACCCAGUCUUCGCCCAGGUCCUCAAAUCCGUCCUCUCCAACAUUCCACCCAGCAAGCAACGCGAACUACGCAUCCUCCUCUCCAUCCUCAACACCCGCCCGGGCAGCCUCCUGCUCACCUCCCACGCCACCCCCUUCCCCACCCUCCCCCUCGCCGACCGCGUCAAGAUCCUCCAGAACUGGUCCACCUCCUCCCUCUGGUCGCUCCGCACCCUCUUCAAGAGCAUGACCACGCUCGGCAAGCUCGCCCACAUCCGCAGCAGCGCCGCCUUCCCCGCGCUCACCGGCUUCCCCGCCGUGCCCGCCGCCUGGGCCGGCGGCGCGAGCUCGCAUCCCUACGAGUUCCUGCAGUUCCAUGCCCCGGAUCCGGCGAAGCCGGUUGAGGUCGCUACCGAUGUGGUGAUUGUGGGCAGUGGGUGUGGGGCCGGGGUGGUGGCGAGUCGGUUGGCGGGGGAGUUUGGGGCCGGGGUGAGGGUGUUGGUGCUCGAGAAGGGGCGGCAUUUCGAUGCGAGCCAUUUUCCCAUGUCGCAGGCCACGGGGCUGGGGAGCUUGUUUGAAGCUGGGGGGGUGGUCGAGUCGGAUGAUGGGUCGGUGACGGUUACGGCGGGGAGUUGUUUUGGGGGCGGCGGGACGGUGAAUUGGAGUGCGAGUUUGCAGCCGCAGGAUUUUGUGAGGGCGGAGUGGGCGAGGGAGAGGAAGUUGGGGUUCUUUGAGGGGGAGGAGUUUCAGGGUUGCUUGGAUCGGGUGUGGGAGACGAUGGGGUGUACUGGGGAUGCCGUUAGGCCGAAUCAUGCGAAUCGGAUUCUGGUGGAGGGGGCCAAGCGGUUGGGGUACCAGGCGAAGGUGGUGCCGCAGAACGCUGGGGGGAGUGACCAUUACUGUGGGUAUUGUACACUUGGGUGCUGGAACGGGGACAAAAAGGGGCCUGUGAAUGGGUGGUUCCCUGAGGCGGCGAAGCAAGGGGUGAAGUUCGUAGAGGGGAUGAAGGUUGACCGUGUGAUCUUUGAAGAGAAAAAGGGAAAGAUAGCUAGGGGAGUGAAGGGGGUGUGGACGUCUAGGGACGGCGAGAAGGUCCAGGUUGUGGUGAGGGCGAAGAAGGUGGUCAUUAGCUGUGGCACCCUCUGGAGCCCGGUGGUGCUGAUGAACAGCGGGAUCAAGAACCCCCAAAUUGGCAAGAACCUGCAUCUGCAUCCUACCAAUUUCGUCUCUGGCGUCUUUGACGAGGACGUUCAGCCGUGGGAGGGUGGUUGUCUCACUUCUGUCGUCGGCUCUUUCGAGAACCUCGACUCGAAAGGCCAUGGCGUGAAGCUUGAAGCCAUGUCCAUGAUGCCGUCCUUCUGCCUCCCCUUUCUCCCCUGGGCCUCCGGUAUCGACUACAAGCUCCUCGCCGCCAAGUACCGCCACCUCAAUACCUUUAUCGCCAUCUGCCGGGACCGCGACACGGGUACCAUCUACCGCGACCCGACCACGGGCCGUCCGCGCAUCACCUACACGCCGUCCGACUUCGACCGGGCCCACACCAUGCGCGGUGUGCUGGAGCUCUGCCGGAUCCUGUACGGCCACAGCGCAAAGGAGAUCCACCCCUCCAUCGCCGGUUUCGCGCCCUUCGUCCGCAAGGAGGGCAAGGAUGCAGAGGCGGAAAAGAAGGACUUUGAGGCCUGGCUGACCCGGCUAAAGGCCCACGGGAACAAGCUUCCCGUGUCGCCUUUUGCGUCGGCACAUCAGAUGGGGACGUGCAGGAUGAGUGCGAAGGCUAAGGAGGGCGUGGUGGAUUCCAAGGGCCGAGUCUGGGGCACCCAGGGGUUGUAUGUGGCGGAUGCGAGCGUGUUCCCGAGUGCGAGCGGAGUGAAUCCCAUGGUUACGACGAUGGCGAUUGCGGAUUGGAUUGGGAAGGGUGUGUGUGAGGAUUUGAAGGGCGAGGGGUUUGCUGCGAGGCUGUAGUUGUGAUGUAAACUGGACGGGCAUAGGGCCGUGUACGAAUAGGUGUCGAAGGAUCGAAACUCUUACUUCAUGCAAGUUUCCUUCCCUUACACAAAUUAGCAGGUGACACCCAUAUCAAAAAGUGUAAGUAAAAGUAAAAAAAAAAAGAAAAAGAAAAAAGGAAAGAGAAAAAGA